UUUUUAUGUUUUCCUGAUGUUUGAACCAAUCAGAUUGGAAAAGGUAGAUAUGCGAAGCGUAAGAAGUAUGGCGAAGAUCAUAGGAACAGUCUUGUGUGUAAGUGGAGCUGUGUCCAUGGCAUUUCUGAGAGGACCAAAGCUACUAAACACACAAUUCCUACCAUCAAAGUCUCUUUUCGCCUCAGAAGGAGGUGAUGAUUGGUUGCUGGGUUGUCUAUUUCUCUUUGCUGGCUGCUGCUGCUGGUCAGUUUGGCUCAUUUUGCAGGUCCCACUAUCAAGAUGGUAUCCAGACCACUUAGCUUUAACGGCAUGGAUGUGUUUCAUAGCAAUGUUACAAUCAGCAACAGUUGCCUUGUUCUUUGACCGAGACCUUCAAGCUUGGAAUUUACAGUCAAAUCUUCAACUUUCAUGUUGUUUCUUUACAGGAAUAUCAUCAGCAAUCUCCUUCUUUGGCCAAGCCUGGUGCAUUUCACAUAGAGGUCCACUCUUCUCUGCAAUGUUCAACCCUCUAUCCACAGUUAUAGUCACUAUCUUUGCUUCUAUAUUUCUACAUGAAGAGAUCUAUAGUGGAAGCUUGGUAGGAGCUGUUGCUGUGGUUAUUGGUUUGUAUACUGUGCUAUGGGGCAAAGCCAAAGAUCUUGAAGAAUUCCACGUGGAAGCAGAUCCAAAGCCACAAAAUGAUCAAACAACCGUGAAAAUCAUUGUGGAUCAAAUUGAUUUGGAGGAACCACUUUUGUCUGAUAAAAUCAACAGAAGUUGAUGGAAAAUCAGAUGGAUCAAUAAAAUGUUUACAAUUUCACUCAAAGGUGAAAUGCGGCAGAUCAAGAUUUCAGAUUUUGUUUUUGUUUUUGUUUCCUUUUAUUGUUUUGAGUUAGGAACAAAACAAGAUCUCCCUGGCAGAAAUUGUACUUUGUUUGGCGCGACCAUAAUUUUUUAUCGCCAUGUAUUUCUCAAGGUUUUUUUUUUUUUUUUUAAUUAACUUAUUUUUUGACA
Camellia sinensis is the source of this 993-nucleotide messenger RNA. NCBI's taxonomy places the organism in Eukaryota, Viridiplantae, Streptophyta, Magnoliopsida, Ericales, Theaceae. The record is from RefSeq and is a predicted model, not a curated record.